Hyla sarda is the source of this 4071-nucleotide messenger RNA. RefSeq lists its product as uncharacterized. The transcript is spliced from 10 exons. The record is from RefSeq and is a predicted model, not a curated record. The coding region runs from base 211 to 2055 and encodes 614 amino acids. NCBI's taxonomy places the organism in Eukaryota, Metazoa, Chordata, Amphibia, Anura, Hylidae.
UGUACGGACAACUGCGCGUGCGCAGGGCUACGCUCCAAACCUACUUUACACAUCACCGUACGCUUUCAGCGGAGUUCUGCGCAUGCUCUCUAAGUUUUCCUACGUCCUGUACGCACGCGUAGACUCGUUAGCCAAUGAAAGAAGGUUGCAAAGUUUGAAUACUACAAUAGAAGCUCUGUGCGGUUUUGUUGCGGGCUGUAUUGUACUAGCAUGUACGGAAACCACAGAAGAAAGUCCAAGCCUCCUGGCUCUGAAAAGUGUAACGAUGCAAUGGUUGUCGUAACUUCUUUUGAUGAAGUUGAGAAGAUUUUUCAAGAAAAAAUGAAGAAACUUUUCCAAAAGUAUGAUCGACCUUUUCUAAGUGACGUUCUUUUAGAUCUUGAAGACUUUGUAUAUCACACUCCAGAAGAUCGACAUCUAUGGAACUUGUCAGAGAAAACAUCAUCCUUUAAACAAUGUGAAGAUCUGAGUCCAGUCAGGAAACUGGUCCCCAGUGAUUCAACAGAAGCCAGCCCUUCCCAGCUUUCAAAAACAAAGAAAUUGCCUACAACUUCUGAUGUUAAACAGAGAUCGGACCAAAUCUGCACCACUUUAAUGCGGUAUAAAGAAGAUAAUCCUUAUCGUAAUGAUCGUAAAAGCUGUGCUUCAAGACAAAAUAGUGACUCGAGUGUUCUUUGCAAGACUCUUCAUGUUGCAUUGUCCCCAGAAGCCACAGUUUCUGAAGAAAUGGACGACCAAGAAUGUUGUUUAAAAUAUCCUGGAAGAUAUAAUGAAAGUGUCUGUAAAACAGAAGAUAGUGGACCUUUGGACAAUGAGGAGGCAAGUUUCUUGGAUCCCGGAAAUAAAACUCUAGAGGACAUGUACCCACAGAUGAUUGAAAACCUCAGCAGGCUAUGGGAUUUCGGUAAAAAAAAACAGGCAGCUGAUAAUAUUGUUCGAUAUUACAAACGCCACUUUUGGCCUAAAAAGAAGGUAAUGAGAAUAAAAGUGAACAGACACAUGUCCCAGUCUGUUAAUAGGACAUACACAAUAAGCUCCGCACCCGAUUUUGAGGAAAUUGUGUCACCAUCUAAGUCUUACAAUUCCAGAAUGCUGCAGGAAAAAAAAUUGAGUAAACUAGACUUAAGAGAGCCUAUGAAAGGUAAAAGUCCACGAUUUUUACAGGGACAGAAAUUCAGCAGCCCUGUCAGCACAAUCUCAGUCACAAUUAACCCCCAGAACAAUGCUAGUAAGGCCUUUGAAGGCAGCCUAGAUAAUGUGUCAAUAUCCCUACCCAGUCCCUUUCUAGCCCAAGUGCUGAACAAGAAAUAUAGCAUUAUUCCUCCUGAAACAGACCCAUUUUGUUACUGCAAAGACUCGAAGCACCUUCAACAAAACAUUCACAGGAGAAACUCUCUCUCAGAUUUUAUGUCACUCUGCCCUAAAAAAGUGAUUACCAGACCUAACUGCUAUAUGAGUGAAAGAACAAAGAGCCCAAGCAAGGCCAUAACGACUAAAAGCCAGAUGGACAUAGAGAGAAACCAUGGAAGCUACAAAGAAUACACAAAGCAGCUGCAGAAUAGAGCUGCAGGCACAAUUACCAGGAGAAAUUCAUUUUCUUCAUUUCCUGUAUCUCACAGUCCAAGUAGAGAUUUUGAAAGUCUUUACAGAAAUCCAACUCGCAGUAAAAUCCAACCAGACCUUUCAUUGGGUAAAGCCCAAUUCCAGUUAUCAAAAACAGUUUAUUCUUUGGUUGACUCACCAGGCUCACGAAGAGCCAAAAGGCCGGUCAGUCCUGAUUUUUCCAAGAAACCCAUGAGUGCUACUGAAUAUUUAUUUGGGGGAUCAAAACCAACCUAUAAGUCUAUGGACAGUAGUGAUGUGUCUUGGGUAGAAUCCAGCUCUUCUAGGAUGCACCAUUCGAUUUUUGCCUCAUCUGUUGAAACCCACAUGUUGCCUUACAGUCCAGUGUUGCUCAGGUCCUUUCCCCGAUCGGUUAAUGACAGAUGUCCUCUAAGAACAAAUGCACGGAAACUAAGUUACCCUGAAAACAAUGGAACUGUCUCUGAAAACUGAAAGGAAUCUCCCCAUAAUCAUCUCUUUUCCUUACUGGCUUUAAAACUGGAAUGUUCUAAAAUUAGUUAUUUAUUUUAAAGCUGAUGUCUCAGCAAAAACCGACAGGAUCAAACCCUUAUCCCCUAUCCUUUGGUUUAGGGGAUAAGUGUUCCUGUGCUGGAAUACUCCUUUAAACAUAUCUUGUUGUUUUAGUUAUUUUAUCUUUAUUUUUAGCCAUAUACUAGCAAAACAGAAGUUAGAGCAAUUGCUAGAUCUGGUAAAUGUUUCUUUUAUAUUUAAAGACAUGGCAACUUUUCUAUUUUUGUUGCUUUACACAGUUUUGAAAAGGUUACAAAGGAAAGUACAGCCAUAUUGAUCAUUUAACAGCAGAUUACACUUUUCAUUUUGUUAGUGUAUUCUAUCAAUACCAGUAUUACCAUCUAGUACUGAACAGUUAUAAGGAAAUCUUCCAAACUGCCGACAGCUGUCAGGACAAGGAGACACAUGGUAUCUUUUAUAUAUCUUUUUAUGCUUCCAUAAUGUAGAAAAAUACUUUUAUUCCCCUGUGCAUAGGUGUUCCCAAGCCACUGAAGUGCAAAGGGGUUGGAACCCCACCUAUCCUAUUCUCUGUCCCUGAUUGACUGACGACUGGAAGGAGAGUCCUGUUUUCAAUCUCGCACCUGCGCACAAUUUGCACGCACAAUGCAGGAACAAGAUUUGGAAACGGAGCUCAACUUCUAGAUAACUAAUCGGGAUGGGAGGGGAACAAGGAGGUGUUUCAGUCCUCAGCAUUCCAGGUUUGAGAAUGACUUUGCAACAGAGAAUAUAAACCUUUACCUAUGCUAUGAAAGCCCAGACAGUUGUAUGAAACGUACCAUGUCCUAACAGUGGCAGCAGUUUGGAACGUAAUUUGCCGCUGACAGAUGCCUAUAACUUUUUAAAACUUUUGACAUGUUAUAGUAACAAUUCUUAAGUUUUGAUCUUUAGAGAUUCUGGUAUGAAUACUCCCCACCAUUGAGAAAACAAAGAGAAAACAAUUUAUCAAAACAUGUCCAGAGAAAAAGUUGCUGAGUUUCUCAUAGCAACCAAUCAGCUUGCUUCCUUUCAUUUUUCAGAGUCCUUUAAAAAAAAUAAAAGAAGCGAUCUGAUUGUUUGCUGUGGGCAACUCAGCAACUUUUUCUCUGGACAGGUUUUGAUAAAUCUUCCCCUUAGACUUUCUGUGACUACAUACACCACACACCCGUCUUUCAGAGGAGAGCCAGUUGGAAACAAAAGAGCACAUUAUGACCCGGAUUGCUUCUUCUCUUUUGUUUUAGCAAUCGGGGGAAGCAGCAUUUCAACCUUUACUGAUCAAAAGUUAUGACAUGUCACAAAAUUUUGAAACUGAUUUCUUAUAAUUCAUUAAUGACAACCAACACGGCCGCACUUCCUGUAGCAGUAAUUGCCGUAGCCGUUAGUACGUACUUUCAUUCCCCAUGAAAUAACAAUUCUAGGUCAUCUUUUCUUUGUUCGUCAUGCUGUUCCUUUGUCUUACUAGAAAUUUCUGACUAAAUAGCAGACUGCCACCAGCUGGGGACGUGUUGGAUAGUGUCAGACAGUGAAGUUAGUUAUACAUUUCUAGUAAGAAUAAUAGAUGAAUGGCACAACACAGCUUUAAGAAAAGAUGCUCCAGAAUUAUUUUAUGGGGAAUACAUUUACUAAAACAGACAGAUCAGAAAAGGCCAAGAGUUCUCUUUAGCAUACAUAAUACAAUACAACAUUUUAAAGGGUACCUCUCAUCAAAAAAACUUUUGAUAUAUUAUAGAUUAAUGUAUGCAGAAUAACUUUACAAUUGCAUGUUAUUAAAAAAUAUGCUUCUUUCUAUUUAAUUUUCCACUUUGAAGAAAUGACCACUAGGGGUCUCCCUACCAGUCCUGGCAGCAAGCAUUUCAGACUCAUGCUGGAGUCCUAAACACUACGAGCUGCCAAUCUGCUUUGUUCACAUAGGAGAACACUCAGAGCUGCCAGCCUGCUUUGUUCACAGCCUGUUUGGCUGUG